AGCUUCGAGUGGGCCGCGCCGGGGCCGACGGCAAACUGGGGACCGCGGACAGGCCCCAAGUUGGCCUUGCGGUUGGUGCCAUGGUGCGACGGGUGAAGGAAGUGGCUGCUUCAGCGGAUCGCUUGAACCAGUACCAGCUCCUGGGCGAGGCCGGCAGGGGCAGCUUCUGCCGCGUCCUGCUGGCGAGCUCCAGCGAGGGCUCGCACGCGGUGAAGAGCUUCUCCCGCACGGAGCUGCAGAGGAGCCAUGUGGCCAGGUUCGACGCCGAGGGCGUGCGCACCGUGCCGUUGGGGGUGAGCCUGGAGGAAGAGCUGAGGAUCCUCAGCAAGCUGAGCCACCCCCAUGUGAUCUCCUUGCAGGAGGUGAUCGAUGACCCGCGCCAUGACUCCAUCUAUGUCAUCCUGGAGGGCCUGCCCGGUGGUCAGCUCAUGGACUGGAAGCGUGAGUGCUGUGCAUAUUCGGUGGCCUCUGCGGCGGCUGGGUCUUGGGGGAGUGCUGUGCAGGACUGCGACAGCCGUGACUCCCAGCGGGAGGUGCUGGUGUUCCAGGAGAUCCUGGCGAGGUACUUCUGCAGACAGCUGGCCGAGGGGAUUGAGCACAUGCACAGGCAGAGUGUCAUCCACAAGGACCUGAAGCCGGACAACCUGGUCCUCUCCAGGCCCAUCCCCGCGGACCGCCGCUGCGUCCGGGUGCUGGGCCUCGCGGCCUGGCCGCAGCUCAGCGGAAGCCGAGGCUGCAGCGAGGAGCUGCCCGGAGCGGAGCUGCUGCAGCUGCUGCGGGAACAUGCGCUGCAGGUGAAGAUCGCGGACUUCAACUCCGCGGAGGAGUGCGCGCCGCCGCGCUGCCUCAUCUACGACGCGCAGGGCACCCAGCACUUCACGCCCCCGGAGUGCUUCCUGGGGAGCGAUCUCGGGGUGCCAGGGAAGCCCCGCGACAUGUGGUCCCUGGGCUGCGUGCUCUUUGUGCUCCUCUUCGGGCAUUGUCCCUUCUGGGCGGAGGAGAACAACCUCCUCCUGCAGUUGAACAUCCUGUCGGACAAGCAGGUGGAGAUGCCGACUGGAGGGCCUGAGCUGUCUGCUGCCGUGCUGCAGCUCCUCCAGUCGCUGCUGAGCAAAGAUGCGGCAAAGCGGCCGAGCGCCGAGGGGGUGCUGCAGAGCUCAUGGCUGAAGUGAGGGUCCUUGAACAUCUUACUCAGCAGGCUUGGACUUAUUUGUUUUUUUGCUCUCCUGC
Effrenium voratum is the source of this 1230-nucleotide messenger RNA. The record is from the annotation of a GenBank genome assembly. Lineage: Eukaryota; Dinophyceae; Suessiales; Symbiodiniaceae.